AUGGCAUCGAUGGAUGCUCUGGGUGCCUUCUCCCACCUGACCAACAACCUUCCCCUAUGGAUCAACCGCGUGUCGGAACUCACAACCCAUACUGCCGCCAAACACACCGAAUACACCGAAGCUUUUCGACGACACGCAGCUUUUAAGCCCCGCCGUCGAAAGAACAGUUCCGUAUGCUCCAUCCACACCGAAGAUCUCAUCCCCAUCGCCCAGCGCAAAAGCCCCAACCCAGAGGCUGUUGACCAGGCGACAAGAGACGCACGUCAGCCGGCCCAGCGAAGUGGCCGCAAACGUGGCCCAGACGAAGCCCCGUCCAUCGACUCCAGCGAUCGACACGCUUUCGUCAGCACAAGGCACAAUGUCAUCAUUGAGUACGACGGUCACACGCAAAAGGUGCUCGAGGAGAUCGUGCGGGAUAUUGGAAUCGCCAGGAAUCACAUGCGACGGGGCAAAAUGUCGACGAUGCCGCGAACCGGGCUCCGUUCCGGUCUGCUCAGCAAGAGUGCGAACCUGAACAUGAAAUUAGGAGUCAAACAGGACGAAGCAUCCCCGCUGUCGUGUGUUCGUAGCACGCGGACCGGACCUGGCGUGGUGGGUGUCACUGGGACGACGGGGGCUCGGAAGGAGUCCUCCUUUGACUUUACCGACAAACAGCUCGAGCUGGCCCACGGGCUCUGCGAGACCGCAGCAUACCAGGUCCUUCGAUCCGGUGACUGUGGCACAGAACUCGAUGGCGUGGAGGAAAAGCUGAAGAUAGUGUUGGAUAUAGCCAACAACGAGGUCGAGCGUCUCAAAGCAGAGAAGCAACAACAACAGGAGCAGCAGCAACACGAGGCAACGAAACAACCAACUGAGGAGACCCCGGCGAAACCACCUCCCACCCCAACCGCAGCAAGACUGGCUCGGGUGGCAGCGAUUGCCAACAAGCCCUCGACAGCCGCGACCGGCACUAUCGAAGUCGACGACACCUCAUCCAUCUCGGCCGAAUCCAUUGACCUGUCUGCAUUUCGGUCAUCCCGGAUCCGAGUCUGA
Molecule: messenger RNA, 1032 nt
Organism: Penicillium alfredii
Lineage: Eukaryota; Fungi; Ascomycota; Eurotiomycetes; Eurotiales; Aspergillaceae
Exons: 1
Coding region: 1-1032 (343 amino acids)
Source: RefSeq, a predicted model, not a curated record